Molecule: messenger RNA, 1224 nt
Organism: Gossypium arboreum
Lineage: Eukaryota; Viridiplantae; Streptophyta; Magnoliopsida; Malvales; Malvaceae
Product: ras-related protein Rab11C-like
Exons: 3
Coding region: 212-862 (216 amino acids)
Cellular component (GO): endosome
Molecular function (GO): GTPase activity; GTP binding
Source: RefSeq, a predicted model, not a curated record
UGAUACGUUAUUCAGUUUUCCCUCUUUGGCUAUGGGAACCAAUGUUUCCCUUUCUCUUCUUCUCAGGACCUUUUUCUCACUCCAUGCAAGAACUUUCACCCAAAACAAUCCCAAAUUUCAUUAAUUUCACUAAUCACCCCUUUCCUAUCAAUCAUCUGAAUACUAAUAUUCAAUCCUCAUUUUAUGCAGGUUUUGGAAAUUGUAAGUGUAAAUGGCAUAUAAAGUGGAUCAUGAAUAUGAUUAUUUAUUUAAGAUUGUAUUAAUAGGAGAUUCGGGUGUUGGAAAAUCAAAUAUUCUUUCGAGAUUUACAAGAAAUGAGUUUUGCUUGGAAUCUAAAUCCACCAUUGGUGUUGAAUUCGCAACCAGGACUCUUCAGGUAGAAGGAAAGACAGUUAAGGCACAGAUAUGGGACACAGCCGGUCAAGAGAGGUAUCGAGCCAUUACCAGUGCAUACUAUAGAGGUGCAGUUGGGGCAUUGUUGGUUUACGACAUAACUAAAAGGCAAACCUUCGACAAUGUCCUGAGAUGGCUUCGUGAACUUCGAGACCACGCCGAUUCAAACAUCGUCAUAAUGAUGGCCGGAAAUAAGUCCGACCUCAACCAUCUUCGAGCCGUCUCGACGGAAGAUGCUCAAAGCUUGGCCGAGAGUGAAGGCCUGUCGUUCAUGGAGACAUCAGCUUUGGAAGCUUUCAACAUUGAGAAAGCAUUUCAGACAGUAUUGUUGGACAUUUAUCAGAUAAUAAGGAAAAAGGCAUUGGCAGCACAGGAAUCAGCUUCCGGUACUGGUGUACCACAAGGCACCACCAUUAAUGUCAACAAUAUGUCAGAUAAUGCAAACAAGAAACCUUGUUGUUCAACCUAGAAAGUGUUUUCUUUUUUCAGACAAGAGGUUUCGGAAAUGUUGCAGUUGUCGACCAUUUUAGUGCAUGCCAACUGUGGGACAGACAUGAAAACACAUUGUUUGAACGUAUAUAUAGAGGGUUUUCGGUUCAUAAUUAAGAACCAUGGAUUAAGAUGAUGACAAAAUGAGGAUUGUAUGUAUCAGUCUCAUAUGUUUCGAUUUUGGGAUUCAGAAGAGGGUUGUUUCAUGGGAAAUAUUUACUAGCAGAUCGAAGGAUUUGUAAAAUGUAGAACUUGAUUCUGUUUUCUUUUCUUUUUAUUUUUUUUCCCAGCAUUGUUUGUGUUGACAAUAUUGUUCAAAUAAAAAAAUUUGUUGACUAUGAA